AUGAAUGACGCUGCUGCCGAGCCCUUGAUCUCCAACGACCGCCGCGUUCCGAACGAUGCACGCGACCGCUACGAUGAAGCCGACGACGCGAGUAUAAGAGAGGAUGAGGUGGACGAGAGUGCCUUGGUAUCCCCAGGCCUGUUCAUAUGGUGUCUGACUAUAUGCGCCGGGGUCUCAGGGUUACUAUUUGGAUAUGACACCGGUGUUAUAUCCUCUACCCUCAUCUCCAUAAACACCGAUCUCUCCUCCCGUCCCCUGACCACCCUCGACAAGAGCUUGAUUACGUCUUGCACUUCGUUCUUCGCACUCCUCGCCUCGCCCCUAACGGGUAUCCUCGCCGAUGCAUACGGUCGCAAAACCGUGAUCCUCGUUGCAGACAUUCUCUUCAUACUCGGCGCCCUGUUGCAGGCAUGGACAAGCAGUGUUGGCGGCAUGAUCGUGGGUCGGUCCAUUGUCGGCGCAGCAGUCGGAAGCGCGUCAUUCGUUGUACCGCUGUAUAUCUCGGAGCUUAGCCCUAGCCCUUUCCGCGGACGGCUGGUGGUUGUGAGCAGUUUAUUUAUUACUGGGGGGCAGGUCGUUGCUUAUAUUGUCGGGUGGUUGUUCUCGGAAAGAUUGCAUGGAUGGAGAUGGAUGGUGGGCUUGGGGGCUUUACCCGCUGCCAUACAGUUCGUUAUGCUGUUUUUCCUGCCUGAAACACCGCGAUAUCUCGUCAAGGCUGGAAAGACGCAACAAGCGAAGAGGGUAUUGGGGCGUGUGUAUAAAAGUGAGGAAAGCGGGACGAAGUUGGUGAAUGCCGUUUUGAGGCGGGUAGAGAAAGAGAUUGAAGAGGAGGAGGAUGCGGCUGGACUGCGAGGGACUCCUGACAUGGCUAAGAUCGGUUGGAGAGCUAAGAAGGAGAGGGUGCAAGACAGCUUCUCUCAACUGAUCGUCAUCGGAGGGAACCGUAGAGCCUUGAUUAUCGCGUGUAUGCUUCAGGGCUUCCAGCAACUGUGCGGCUUUAAUUCACUGAUGUACUUCUCCGCCACAAUAUUCCGCCUCGUCGGUUUCGAAUCACCAACCCUAACCUCGCUCUCCAUCGCCAUCACAAACUUCCUCUUCACACUCGUAGCCUUCCACUACAUCGACCGCAUCGGACGCCGCCGUAUCCUUCUCUGGUCUGUACCCAUCAUGAUCAUCGGUCUCGCACUUUGCGCCAUCGCAUUCCUCUUCAUCGACCUUCCCACCGAGGAAGCUUCCGCUACCGCCACUGCCAUUGCCGGCGACAACAACAAGAUAUGGCCCUUGGUUAUUCUCUUCUCCAUGAUAACAUACGUCGCUGGUUACGCGAUAGGCAUGGGCAAUGUUCCUUGGCAACAAUCUGAACUCUUUCCCUUGUCUGUAAGGUCGCUUGGGUCUGCGGUGUCAACAGCUACGAACUGGGGGUCGAAUACUUUUAUUGGGAUUACGUUUUUGCCCAUGAUGAAUAUCUUCACCCCUGUGGGAACUUUUGCGCUGUACGCUGUGGUCUGUGUGGUUGCGGAGAUUGUCAUUUGGAGGAUAUAUCCUGAGACGGCGGGGUUGGGAUUGGAAGACGUAGGCGGGUUAUUGAAGGAUGGGUUCGGGGUUAGGGAUAGUGUUAGGAGGUUUGAAGAGAGGCGGCGGGAUCGGUGA
Alternaria hordeiaustralica is the source of this 1650-nucleotide messenger RNA. RefSeq lists its product as uncharacterized. The transcript is spliced from 3 exons. NCBI's taxonomy places the organism in Eukaryota, Fungi, Ascomycota, Dothideomycetes, Pleosporales, Pleosporaceae. The coding region runs from base 1 to 1650 and encodes 549 amino acids. Gene Ontology annotation, biological process: transmembrane transport. Gene Ontology annotation, cellular component: membrane. The record is from RefSeq and is a predicted model, not a curated record. Gene Ontology annotation, molecular function: myo-inositol:proton symporter activity.